Messenger RNA from Closterium sp. NIES-65, 837 nucleotides. NCBI's taxonomy places the organism in Eukaryota, Viridiplantae, Streptophyta, Zygnematophyceae, Desmidiales, Closteriaceae. The record is from the annotation of a GenBank genome assembly.
AUGGACGUGGACGUGGACGUGGACGUGGACAUGGACGUGGACGUGGACAUGGUCGUGGACGUGGACGUGGACGUGGACGUGGACGUGGACAUGGACGUGGACGUGAACAAGACGUGGACACGUGGACGUGAACAUGGACGUGGACGCGGACGUGGACGCGGACGUGGACGCGGACGUGGACGUGGAGGACGUGGACGUGGACGUGGACGUGGAAAACUUGGACGUGGACAUGGACGUGAACGUGGACGUGGACGUGGACGUGGACGUGGACGUGGACGUGGACAUGGACGUGGACGUGGACGUGGACGUGGACGUGGACAUGGACCUGGACAUGGACGUGGACGUGGACGUGGACAUGGACGUGGACGUGGACAUGGUCGUGGACGUGGACGUGGACGUGGACGUGGACGUGGACAUGGACGUGGACGUGAACAAGACGUGGACGUGAACAUGGACGUGGACAUGGACGUGGACGUGGACAUGGACGUGGACGAGGACGUGGACGUGGACGUGGACGUGGACGUGGACGUGGAGAACUUGGACGUGGACAUGGACGUGAACGUGGACCUGGACGUGGACAUGGACGUGGACGUGGACGUGGACGUGGACGUGGAGGUGGACGUGGAGGUGGAUGUGGACGUGGAGGUGGACGUGGAGUGGACGUGGACGUGGACGUGGACGUGGACGUGGACGUGGAUGUGGACGUGGACGUGGACGUGGACGUGGACAUGGACGUGGACGUGGACGUGGACGUGGACAUGGACGUGGACAUGGACGUGGACGUGGACGUGGACGUGGACGUGGAGGACGUGGACGUGGACGUGGACGUGGACGUAA